AUGCCUCGCUCUGGUAACUUCAGUAGGGAUCCAUCAACCUCUACUGAUAACUCCAAACUCGUACACCAACAAAUUUUAGCCCAGCAGCUUGACCUCGAUCAAACGACAUCUUCAGAUGUUGACAGUACUACACCGCCUCUAUUCCAAAAGAGAAAUAUCUCCAUCUACCCGCCAGAGCUCAUAUAUCCCAAGUCACGGUACUUUGGCUACAUUCCCCCACUGCCAACAAGCAAAGAGUAUCAGGCAUAUGCGGUUCUAUCACAGGAAGUUAACAACCAAAAUUUGGUGAGGCCACCGUCGACACAGGAAGAUUUUGUGGAAUUCGAGUUGACCGAUUUCUCAAUUUACAUGCCUGAUACCCCUCUCUAUGGGCAUGAAAUGCGGGGCCUUCAAGAUCUCGCAAGCAAGGCCAGCCAUUCAUGCUUGCUCUUCGACAGAAUCCUCAGUGUUGGAAGCUUACGUCAUUACGUUCAAGGUGUACCAUUCAAAAUAUGUUCUAUAGGAAACUAUGGUGAAGAAGUUGACGACGUUGAUGGUGCUAUCUGGCUUCAGUCUGAUCUGAAUGCAAAGGCAAAUAUUUACUAUCGGCUAGGGAAACCAACCCCAGAAUAUUCUCGUUUUCACCUUGGCUUUUUAUGGUUGUCGAAUCUGUCAAAGCAUUUUGUUGAUUAUUCUCUGGCAUGUCAGGAGCAAAAGAAAAAAGUAUCAAUUUGCAACUUCCGGACAGAAUUUGCGCAAUGGUGUAGGAAAGUCCACGCAAAAUCAUCAAAGUUCCAAUCUUGGUAUCUCGAAUAUGGCCGAGAUGAUUUAAGACAAACCGUCUCGGCAAACAUUAACUUUCUGUUCAAGGAAUCGAUUGGUGUUAUGGAAAAGCUUCGCUCGUUGGACAUUUGGAAGGAAGUCUUGGAAAAGUCAAGCAUCAAGCAACAUCCAAUAGUAGAGAAUAUGACGAUUGUCACACCAUAUGUCUACGAUUGUUUCAGCCAUUUAAGAUUUGGACACAUUCUCAAACCUCUGGUACCAACUGUCUUUUCAAAAAAUACACAAGGAUCAGAGGUGCAUUCACCACUGUCACUUUCGCCUAGGAGAGCACGCAUUACUUGGGAUCCCAACUCUUCGAUAAGGCAUCAACUUAUGUCUCUCUUUGGUGCCAAGGAUAACUUGGGGGUUGAAAUAAGCAAAUGGGAAGCAGCCAAACGACAAAAAAUGCUUGAUGCUAUCAAAGUAGGGGAUGUAUUAUCAGUCACCAAGGAUGGUCCGGAUUCUGUUUGGAAAGAUGAGACAAGCCGGUGGAAAGCAGAAGACCAUUGCUGGUAUCUAUACGUACAAACCAAGCACACAAGUCCCCGUGUCAUUGGUACUGUCUUCGUCGUUUGGCAUGGCCUACCAUCAGAGACGGAUAUUUUCAUUCGUCAAACAUAUCUGGACAAUGAGAACUUUGUAACGUUAACAGAUUCACACAAAAUAUGUAAGCAUCUACGAACGUCCAAGGAUGAUUCCUCAUUGUCAUCCACGAUAAUUGAUCGCUUCCCUAUUGGACAGACAAUACUUGCAUUACCUCCUCGGCGCAGAUCAGAGAAUGGUCUCGAGCCUUAUGAGGUUGUGAAAUACGAUGAGGAAAACUCUAAGUUAUACGUCACAUUGAGGAGACUUGUAAGAAGAUCAGACUUUGAAAAAGCUGUGUCUUGUCGACCAAAUGAGCUUAUAUACACUGAUAUAAAAGAUAAGAUGUCAGCUGCUAAACUCGAGAAAACAUGCUUGAUACGGUUUUAUACCGAAAAACAAAUCUUAGCCGACGAUGUCCCAGCACCCUAUUGUAGAGAUGGAGGCUCAAAUGCUUUUAUCAUCACGAAACGGCUGCGGGAGGGUGGCCAGAAAUUAAUACCGAUAGAGGACGACACGCCGCAAGGUCUCAUUCAAGGGUUUGAUCCCGAAGCACCACUCGAACGGAGGGUUCUGAACGGGCUCGAUCUUUUCUGUGGUGGUGGCAAUUUUGGUCGUGGCUUGGAAGAAGGUGGAGCAGUACAUAACAAGUGGGCUGUUGAUUUAUUCUCAGCGGCAGUACAAACAUAUUCUACUAAUUUAAAAGACCCGGAGGGAACUGACAUGUUCUUUGGUUCGGUGAACGAUUUACUAGUGCAGGCUUUUGAAGGCAAUCCGCAAAAAUUUAGAAUUCCUUCACCAGGUGAUGUUGACGUUAUCUUGGCGGGUAGUCCUUGUCAAGGUUUUAGCAGAAUGAAUAUGAAUAAGGGCAAUGAUCAAAGCCUGCGGAACCAAUCACUCGUCGCAUCUGUUGCGGCUUAUAUUGAUUUCUAUCGGCCUAAGUAUGGGUUAUUAGAAAAUGUCUUGACCAUGGCUCAAAAAGGCUUGGGACGUGAGGAAGAUAUUCUUUCCCAACUCAUAUGCACCAUUGUUGGUCUUGGGUACCAAGUACAACUUUUCCUACUUGAUUCAUGGAGUUUUGGUAGUUCCCAAGCACGAAGUCGAAUAUUUGUCUCAUUCGCUGCCCCUGGUUUCGUUCCACUCAAGCAUCCCGAACUUUCACAUUCUCACCCUCCUCACGUUGGUGAACGUGGACUGGGUAAAUUGGCAAAUGGACAAUCUUUCGGUAGUCGAAUUCAUUGCCCCACUCCUUUCAACUAUCUCACCGCUGAAGACUCCAUAGCUGAUCUUCCUUACAUUGGAGAUGGAGCGACGUCUCAAUGUACAAAGUAUCCGGAUCAUGUCACACCACAAACUUUGUCUAAAAUGUAUAGAUUCCAAGUUGCUUGCAUACCGACCCACCCAAGGGGUAUGAAUUUUUCGAAGACGUGGAAUAACGGAAAUGGCAUUAUGACCAAAGCAGAACGAAACAUCUUCCCAUAUUUCACAAAGUCUGGGAAAGUUCGGGAAAGCGUUACUUCAAAUUCCAGGGCCUGGGGGAGGGUGAAACCUCGUGGAUUAUUUCCAACCAUCUUAGUGACGAUAAACUUGGAGGAUUCCCGUAUGGGGAAUAGUUUACAUUGGGAUCAGCAACGACGCUUGACAAUUAUGGAACUACGUCGUGCACAAAGCUUUCCGGACGAUGAGGUGUUGGUAGGAACAAGAGGAGAACAAAUGAAAAUAAUCGGGAAUAGUGUUGAUAGGUCUGUUUCCAUGGCAUUGGGCAUUUCUCUAUGCAACGCCUGGCUCGAGUGUUCUCCGGAAGAUGAUAGCCAAGGGACACUUAUGGAAGCUCAAUCAUCUAUGACGGUGAUGGAAUCUUUAAACGAAAUUCCAAAAAGUACAACUUCUAUAGCUAUCGAAGUUGUUCUGAGUCAACGGCCGAAGCCGAUGCCACAUAUUGUCGGAACUCUAAGUAGCGUAUCGGAUGGCAUUGAAACAUCAACUCCCACAUCAUCAAACUCGAUAGGCUCAAAUUUGUCCGGCUUUGACGAAUCAAGUUCAUCAGAAAGUGUCAAAAAUCUACGAGACGCUUUAUCUAAAAUACAAAAGAGGAGACGUUUGAUCCAUCCUGACGACGAACCUGCUCUCAAAUCUCCAAGAUUGAGCCCAGCAAUUAAUCUUACAUCAAAAGCAAUAGAGCCUUUUGCGAGAUCGAUAUGCAAUUCGAGUCCAGCCUCAGGGUUCGAUUCCGCAAGACGUCCGGCUCCAAGAAGUAACUUGACACAAAAAGUUGUUAAAGUCAGACCAGAGCAAGCUUCUCCUGGCAUAUAUUCGGCAUCACCAUUUUCAACAGCCAUUUCUCCUGAUCAAGCAACCACACAUCGCGCUAAAAAUCUCACAAAUGGAAAGCCACAUUCUUCGCGAGGCAAACCCUUCAUCAUUAACGAUAGUGAAACUGAGAGCGGAAACACUCUAUGGGGAGAAUCUGGACCACGCACCUCAAAUCUUUUAUACCGAACUUCCCACUCCCACAAAUCAUCAACCAAAACCGGUAACCUCAAAAGUCCCUCAACAAAAUCUUCUCACCACAAAAAAUCUCCAUUUGUCAUCAAUCUUACAGAAUCUGAUAGUGAGGAUUAUGUUAGUAACAUCUCUUCAACUUUACCACAAUCCUCAUUCGAAGUCGUGAUUCCAAUGCCCAGCUCCAGAAUUAGAUUAGAGGAACAAAAUAAUAUUACUUCAUCUAGCUUUCAAUCUAGCGACCAAACAUUAGGGGGGAAUAGACACAAAUCUGCAUCGAAGAGAAAAAUCUAG
This is a messenger RNA of Sclerotinia sclerotiorum 1980 UF-70, 4179 nucleotides long. RefSeq lists its product as hypothetical. NCBI's taxonomy places the organism in Eukaryota, Fungi, Ascomycota, Leotiomycetes, Helotiales, Sclerotiniaceae. Gene Ontology annotation, molecular function: methyltransferase activity. The coding region runs from base 1 to 4179 and encodes 1392 amino acids. The record is from RefSeq and is a predicted model, not a curated record. The transcript has 3 exons. Gene Ontology annotation, cellular component: nucleus.